UUCUUAUCAUCUCGCACCGAAGUGUUGCUCGUGCUGCACUUGGGAGCUCGAGGCAGCGCGAUGACGGACGCUUCAACUGAGACUCGUUCACAAUGUGACACUGAUGGAUCGACCGUAAGAUGCACAUUGGAAGACACUGACUUGAUGAGUUCUGACCCAAUUAAACUGAACGUCACUGAAGGACAAACUGUGGAAAUUUAUAGCUCAUGUCAACUAAACAAACCAGAGGGGCUUAAAUGUCUCUGCUACCAAAGGAUAAAUUCCUCUAUGGAUCCAUUGCAGAACACUGAGAGAUUUGGAAAUGAAAUAUACACUGUAAUCUGUGGCAUUCAUAGUGUUACAGUCGUUCAAUCACAACAAAAAAGGCCAUCAGUUCCAGUGCUCAAAGCUAUUGCAAAAGCAGGGAGUAGCAAUAUAGCUCAAUUAGUGUGUACUUCUGAGGGGAACCCAAAACCAACCAUCAGCUGGUAUGGUAACAGCACAAAACCAAAGGAGGGCAUGACAAAUAAGUGGUAUAAGACAGAGAGCAUUUUGAUGAGUUAUGAUUAUCAUCCUAACACUCCAAAUAUAAAGUGCUGUGCCUAUAAUUCCCUGGGAGAAGAAUGUACUGAGCUCUAUCAUUACGAUCUUAAUACGAAAGUGGAUGGGCAAAAGAUGAUUUUCCUGAAAUCUGGUCGGUCUCUGCUACUCCGUUGCACCAUAAAUUCUAGAAUAAACCCUGAACUGAGAUGGCACUUCAAUAACACAGUAGUCAAGGGAAUUACAUCAUUACAUUUUUUAGAUUGGACAGAGCACUUCUUUAUCGAAUCAGUUAACGUGAUGCAUAGUGGGGAGUACAUCUGCACAUCUAAAAACAGCCACUCUGGGAACACCUAUGUCAAGGUCCUUGAAAAUGACAAAAUCGACAUAUUGCAGUUGAAUGAGAACAACAGCAUACUAGCACGAAAUAAGGAAAGCUUUUGCUUCCAGGCUCUGGUGUUCUCCUUCCCAAAAGCCCAGUGUCACUGGAUUACACCAAAUCAAACCGAAAUACAGGGCAGAGAGACCCACCACCUUGAUUUUAAUAGUACUUUUAAGAUGUGUAACCCUGAACCGGGCCAGUAUCAAAUGAAACUAAUGACACAAGAAUAUAGUGUCACGAGGAACAUGUCUCUCUGCAUUAUAGACAUUCCUAUAAUUACAAUUCACAAAGAUUCAAACUUCACCAUUUGUGAGACUGAAAGCUCUCUACCUGUGACUGUCUCUUGGAAGAUCUGCCCAUCACAUGCUAAAUGUAUUGAUCCUAAAGAGUGGGAAGAGAUGCCUGUUGCUCAGCCCAAGUUCAUUGAUUCAGAUCAGUUCUGUCAGAAGAAAAUUCACUUUGCCAGACCACACUCAAACAGGGAGGACCAUCUUAUUAAAUGCUGCAUCACUAACAGAGCAGGGACUGGCUGCAGUGAACAAAUACUACUGCAAACGAAAUUCCGCAUUGAAUACGUGAUUUGUUUCCUGUUCAUCUUCAUACUCCUCGUGGUCAUCUUUGCCUUAAUCAUCUUCAUCAGAGUUAAGAAGCCUGUGUACCAGUGUCAGAUCCAGAUGAUUCAGAUGGUCGGACCCAACGACAAUGACUACAUAUACAUUGAUUUCAAGGAGUUUAAGUAUGAUCUGAAAUGGGAAUUUCCACGAGAAAAUCUUGAGCUUGGGAAUGAGCUAGGAUCUGGUGCUUUUGGGAUGGUUGUGCAGGCUACAGCAUAUGGGAUCAGCAAGCCGGGAGUCUCCAUUCAGGUAGCAGUAAAAAUGUUAAAGGACAAGCACCAGGCAAUGGAGAAGGAAGCUCUGAUGUCUGAACUGAAAAUGCUUACUCAUAUUGGACACCAUGAAAACAUUGUCAACUUGCUCGGAGCUUGCACAGGCUCAGGUCCCAUUUACCUGAUAUUCCAGUAUUGCUGUAACGGAGAUCUCUUGAACUACCUGAAGAGCAACAGGGAACGUUUUCACAAAUAUCUGACAGAUGCUUUCAACAGGGACAGAUUCAGGGGCCUCUACCACAACUUCCAGCAGAAGAGAAACUCCAGCGAGUAUGUUGAGCCUUCUAACAACCCAUGCCUGCACAUGACUCUUACAAGCAAAGGACAGGAGAUCGAGGCGCUCCUCAGUCCCAGCAUCACCUCAGUGUCUACUGUUGAGGAAAUGCUUGAAUGUGAAGACAAACUUCAAGAAGAGGAACUUCAGAGUCUCACCUAUGAUGACCUCCUGAGUUUCUCUUUUCAAGUUGCAAAGGGCAUGGAGUUCCUGUCCUCUAAAAAUUGUAUCCAUAGGGACUUGGCAGCCAGAAAUGUUUUGGUGACACAUGGCAGGCAAGUGAAGAUCGGCGACUUUGGCCUCGCCAGAGACAUUGAAUAUGAUUCCAACUACGUCGUAAGAGGAAAUGUGCGUUUGCCCGUGAAGUGGAUGGCUCCUGAGAGUAUUUUCAAAGGGCUGUACACUAUGCAGAGCGACGUCUGGGCCUAUGGCAUUCUUCUAUGGGAAAUCUUUUCUCUAGGAGUCACCCCAUAUCCUGGUAUAACUGUGAAUAACUCAUUCUACAGAAUGAUUGAAAGUGGAUAUCAAAUGGAGCAACCCUAUUAUGCAGCAGAAUCCAUAUACAGCGUUAUGUGUCGCUGCUGGACACUGGAUCCUGUAGAUCGACCUUGUUUCUCCAAGCUUGUGGCUUUCAUGGAAAAAGAGCUGGCUGCUUUGGAAGAGAGGCUAUAUUACAAUUUUGGAGGAUCCUGCCACAAUGAAGUAACAUACCAGAAUGCACCGAUGACCCCUGAUGCUACAUUGAUGGAGAACAAACAGGAUGCCUUCCAGUCCAACACUGAGAAUUCAGAUGAAGGCAAAUCUGUGGACAGUCCUGGAUUAGACAGAACUGAACCUCUUGUUUGAAUAUGAGUUUAAGCCUUGAUUAUGUCUGGCAUUGGGAAAACUUAAUGCAUAAUUUGUGCUUCCAAUACCACUUACACAUAGCAUUUUUAGUUUCAAGAGAAAUUGUGGAAGGAAUUGUUAUGUAUCAUUUCUUGUACCGCCAAUAAUAUGUUUAAUAUUUUUAGAUUGAGGCCUAUUAACCCUGAUUCGGUUAUCAAAUGUUUAUUUGUUAUUUUUUAUGGGUGUAAACAUUUUU
Molecule: messenger RNA, 3142 nt
Organism: Rhinichthys klamathensis goyatoka
Lineage: Eukaryota; Metazoa; Chordata; Actinopteri; Cypriniformes; Leuciscidae
Gene: flt3
Product: fms related receptor tyrosine kinase 3
Exons: 23
Coding region: 61-2907 (948 amino acids)
Biological process (GO): multicellular organism development; cytokine-mediated signaling pathway; B cell differentiation
Cellular component (GO): signaling receptor complex
Molecular function (GO): transmembrane receptor protein tyrosine kinase activity; ATP binding
Source: RefSeq, a predicted model, not a curated record